GGACAACACAGUCAUCAGGGAACUGAUCGUGAAAAACUCGCUGAAACGUUUCAAUCAGGAAACCGACAUUCAAGGCCUCUGGGACAUCAACAAGUAGGUCACGUAAUGAACUUUGGGACAUAAUUAUGUCCUUAACGACAGCAGUGUUUGUCACGCAACACCAAAGCACAGUUGGAAAGUGCGUCAUAUGAAGACGGCAGAGCAGAGAAUGGCGGAGAGAAAAGCAAUGCCGUCCUUUAAGAACAAAAUCGCUUCUGAAGAUAAUAUCCGUAGCAGUUUACAAUCCAAACUUGUACAGAAUGGUCACGUCACGCUGCAGACGAACGCUUUUCAAAACAAGCGCAAAGUGGAGUUAUUUAUUGAGUGUACAGACCUCGUACAACUGGACACCUUCUCGAGAACAGACCCCAUGUGUGUGCUGUAUGCGAAAAGACUCGGGCAAUGGAUGGAAUACGGACGGACAGAAUCCAUACCAAACAUGUCUCAUCCAAAGUUUGUAGAAACAUUUAUCAUUGAGGCCAACUCUACGGUUUAUCCAAGGUUAAGGUUUUCAGUGUUCGACUUGGCCAACUUUACAUCCAAAGAUCUCCGUAAACACGAUUUUGUGGGCUCGAUUGAAAUCGAGCUCGACGCAUUGUUAGAAUCAAGUUGUGGUACGUUGAUAAGAACACUGAGAGUGCCAGGAGACGUCAAGUCACGUGGUUAUAUUCACAUUUACGUGGACGAUGUGAGAGAUGAUAAAACAAAUGUUAGACUUCAUUUUGGCGCCACAAAUCUGGAGAAGAAAGGCCUUUUAGGAAAAUGUGAUUCGUUUUUUGAGGUUAAUCGACUUCUUCCAAGGAGUAAUCAUCAUCACCCAGUUUAUAGAUCUGAAGUGGUUACAAGGACAGCGUGUCCCAAGUACGUAAAGAGCGUUACAAGAGGAACUACGCGCGUAAAGAACGCGACUCCACGCGCGUCUUCCCCGCGAGGGUUAACAUCAUUAAAAUUGACAUUUCCAUUAUUUGGUUCUCUCCACAGAGCAGUCAAACAAGUGGAUAUAGUGAAUCCAAAGAAGCAGAUUAAAAAUAAACGCUAUUCAAACUCUGGGAUUCUUCGUAUUCUACACUGCUACGUGGAUAAACAAUUUAGUCUUAUUGAUUACGUCAGAGGAAAUUGCAUCAUCAGAAUGGUAUGCGCCAUUGAUUUCACCAUUUCCAACGGUCCGCCUUUGACCCAGGAUUCCCUGCAUACGAUGGACGAGGAGAAGAAUGAGUAUUCUCAGACCUUGAAGUCAAUAGGGAAGGUUUUAUCAAGCUUCGAGAAAGAUAAGAAAAUUGCAGCGUAUGGAUUUGGAGCCCAGGCCUGCUCAACAGGAGCACUACCUUAUAUGUUUGCUCUUGAUAGUGAAACAGGAAAACCUGAGCUGGAGAAUGUAGAGGCUGUUGUUGACGCCUACUGGAAAAGACUGGAAGACGUCAAGUUGGGCGGACCCACCCAUCUUGCGCCCAUCAUCCAAGGGAUAGCGGCAUACGCCGAGAAAGAAGUAUCCCAGUGUUCUCAGCAUUACACAAUAGGACUUGUUAUUGUUGACGGCAUCGUCAAUGACGUAGACCAUUUGAUAGACGUGUUAGUUGAUGUGGAACGGUCGCCUCUCUCUAUAGUUGUUGUAGGCGUUGGGCCCGCAGACUUUAGAUUAAUGAAUGAACUUUUUUCAAGAAAUAGAAGACAGCUAAGAUCUAAAGGAGGAAAGACAGCGAGUCGCAUAAACACGGACUUUUUGUCUCUAAGAAGACACGCUGCAAAUCCAGGAGUCAAUGAUUCAAUGGCGCGAGAUGUAUUUGCAAACAUUUCACAACAAAUUGUGACAUUUUUCAAGUCCAAAGGGAUAGUUCCCAACCUUCCAACGAAAAUGAACGUUAUGGAACCAUUUGACGACUGUAAUAAUUUAUCCGACGCGUCAUCAAGACCUUCCUCACCACGCGUGCGUAAGAUUUCACCACACAUCGCUGCCAGAUGUCCGACUUGUGGCUCUGUGAUUGACCGCGACCCAUUCAACAUGCUCUCACUGUAGUAAAUUUUGACGAUCUUAAGGGCUUUUCAAAGAUGCCCCUGAAGAACUGAAGACGUUUAAUAAGACACGCUUAAAACCUUGAUUUCCUUCACGAUCUUUGUUCAUGGCGUUGUUAAGUGAUCAUUUCCUUUUCGUGGUACUCUACUCUGUCAAAAGGCCAGAUCCGCUCUAUUCAAGGCUCUUUUCAUUGUUCAAUCAUUGUUCUUGCUUUAAUUUAAUCCAAUUAAUAGGUUUUCAUCUUCUGUUUUUUAGAAAUUUCUUGUGCAAAAAAAAUUAUCUUUUAUUUUUAAAGUCGAUUUAAAAGCAAUAAAAUUUAAUUUAUUUAUUAAUUUAAUUCGCAAUAGCCUGAUAUACUAAAUUUUAAAUGAAUUAUCAGUUACUUACGUUACUGCGGAACGAGAUCAGACUUGGGGCGAGUUGUUAAAAGGGAGGAUAGCGCUAUCCAACGAAUAAACAGCCAUCCAGCGGAUAAGAGUUAUUAAAACGUACUAGAUAGAUGGAGAUUUAUCAGGUGAAUAGCGUUAUCCAUCCUUCGCACAGCCGGAGCCAGCUGCUUUUGACACCUAAAGGAAAAGUGACGGUAAUAACAUCGUCGUCAUCAUCAAAAUAAAAACAAUAGCGUGCCGCACUUUACUCACUAAAACUUUAGGUUAAAAAAAAAACAACAACAACAACAAUAACAAAGUUUUAUAACGUCUACUGGUAAUUCCAUACGUACUUGAAUAUCAAUUGACUUCUGGUAAAAAAAGUUCAAAACUUGCUGAAAAACUGUGUUACUACGAUUGUUUUAAGAUUUCCCAUCAGAAAUAGAAAACGGCAAAU
This is a messenger RNA of Pocillopora damicornis (cauliflower coral), 2875 nucleotides long. RefSeq names its product copine-1. Gene Ontology annotation, biological process: cellular response to calcium ion. The record is from RefSeq and is a predicted model, not a curated record. Gene Ontology annotation, molecular function: calcium-dependent phospholipid binding. Gene Ontology annotation, cellular component: plasma membrane. NCBI's taxonomy places the organism in Eukaryota, Metazoa, Cnidaria, Anthozoa, Scleractinia, Pocilloporidae.